Messenger RNA from Medioppia subpectinata, 693 nucleotides. Lineage: Eukaryota; Metazoa; Arthropoda; Arachnida; Sarcoptiformes; Oppiidae. The record is from the annotation of a GenBank genome assembly.
AUGGGAGAUAAAAAGCUAAAACCAAUUAUAUUGGAAGUUAAGGUUCUUCAGGCAUCGGGCGGUCACUACAGUCAAAGAUCGGGUCCGAGUAGUCGUCAGUGCAGCGAUCGGCGCCGGAAUCGCUUCGAAACCAGUUCUCUGGACUCCAUCAACAAUAGCCCGUCAGAAAUGUCGGCUCAGAACGGGUCGCCAGUGUUGCCCAAAUCGCGAUCAAUGGCCACAAUGAAGAACUGUUCCCAAUGUGUGGUUAAACCCAUAAAAUUGAGUUACAGUAGACGUGAGGUGAAGAAAGCGCAGAAAUUAUUCAUAAUUGUGGUGUUUUUCAUGUUAUGUUGGAUACCUUUGUAUACAUUGAAUACAAUCAAUGUCUUCUGUCACGACUGCUUUAAGUCCAAACCGGUGUUCGAUGUCCUCAUUAUUCUCUCGCACCUCAAUAGCGUCGGCUCACCCUUUCUCUACGCUUUCCAUAUGAAGGACUUCCGGGAAGCGCUUCGGCGACUGUUAUGCAAGUGUGCGAUACGUCAGCGACACUUCCGAGACCUCCGACGACAGGAACUCUUCAGUAUCAGUCAACAGCACUCGUUGGCCAAUAAUCACUCGUUGGCCUAUCGUUCCCGUGGUUUACAACAUAACACACUCGAGAUGUACGAAAAUACUCCACAAAUGACACCACAGAUGACUCCCCAUCUUUAA